Molecule: messenger RNA, 1170 nt
Organism: Linnemannia hyalina
Lineage: Eukaryota; Fungi; Mortierellomycota; Mortierellomycetes; Mortierellales; Mortierellaceae
Source: the annotation of a GenBank genome assembly
AUGUCGCUGGCAAGAUCACACGCCCGAAAGAUGAAGCCUGCGCUCCAUGUGCAGCUCAACUCUGCACCAGCCAACUCGGCCUCACCUUCACCAGCACCUCUUCUGAACUCAAGGCCAUUGAUGGAUUAUCUGGAACGGAACCCAAGGGACCCCGCGCGCGAGAACCAAUUCUCGGCAGCUUCAGGAGCGGAUCGCAAUGCUCGAUCGAUGAGAGGAAUCCCUGAGACCCCCAAUGGCUCGCGAGGACCCGAUCCAUUAAUGAACUACACUCUUCGCCCAGAGGACAUGAUGACGAUCAAAAAGCUUGGCGAGGGUUCGGCAGGAACAGUGAGCAAGGUCAAGCAUGUACCAACUGGAUUUGUUAUGGCGCGAAAGCAUGUCCGCUGUGACCCUAACCCAGAUUUUCAGAGGCUACUGGAGCGAGAGUUGAAGACCUUGGACCGGUGUCAUUCACCAUGGAUCGUGACAUUCUACGGCGCCUACAUGGACGGAGACGAACUCGCUAUCUGCAUGGAAUAUUGCGAAGGUGGAAGCAUGGAAUCAGUCUACAAGCAUGUCGCUGAAAAGGGGUCAAGCAUCUCGGAGAACGUCUUGGGCAAGAUUAGCGAGGCCGUUCUCAAUGGCCUCGUGUAUCUACACAAGAUGCACCAUGUCAUCCAUCGAGACCUAAAGCCGUCGAAUAUUGUGGUAACCAUGGAAGGCAACAUCAAGCUUUGCGACUUUGGUGUCAGUGGCGAUCUGGUCAAUUCUCUGGCAGAGACGUUUGUUGGAACAAGUUAUUACAUGGCCCCUGAACGUAUUCAGGGUGGCAAAUACCCAGUGCAGUCGGAUGUCUGGUCGCUUGGACUGACGAUGGUGGAGAUCGCACAGAUGAAGAACCCCUUCCCAAGCAACCUUGCACCCUUUGAGCUGCUGCACUACAUUGUCAACCAGCCCGUGCCAUCUCUACCGGAAGAUGAGCCUUGGUCCGCGGCAUUCAGGGACUUUUUGAGCCAAUGCAUGAUCAAGGACUUUAUGAAGAGACCCACGCCGGAGCAGAUCAUGGAGCACCCGUUCAUUGUCGAAUCAUCAAUACGCACACCUGAGGAUGUGAACAUGCGGGCCUGGAUCCGUGACGUAUGGGACUAUGCAGACAGUGCCACCGAGCCAUCGAUUCCUCAAGCCAUCUAG